Molecule: messenger RNA, 1986 nt
Organism: Talaromyces rugulosus
Lineage: Eukaryota; Fungi; Ascomycota; Eurotiomycetes; Eurotiales; Trichocomaceae
Exons: 10
Coding region: 1-1986 (661 amino acids)
Source: RefSeq, a predicted model, not a curated record
AUGGGGCUCAACCCUGCUCUCGAUGCAAGCAAACCGUCUAGUAUUUCCGAGACCGGGGAUGCUUUUAGUGCCAAAAGCCUAUCGCGAGAAGAUAAUUGGAUGCUUCAGACGUGGGAUAUUGAUUUGACAACACCGGUUCAACCAGAGACAAGCGAACCAAUCAGUCUGCCUUUCCAGACUUCCCUGACAACUCCAAUACAAUCGGAAACAUCCACUCGGCUUGACCAGACAGAGACCUGGGAUUCUACCCGGUCAUUUAACGGGACAGAUGAUCUUAGAAUCGUACCGUCGCUUGAUGGUUUAUCCACUCUCGACCAUGAUGUUCAGCAUGGGCCGGACCUGGAAUGGAGCAGUUUCUGGGCCAUGAACAUGUGUCGUGAUUUCUCCAGCCUAUCCCUGACUCAUGUAAUAUCAAGCCAUAUUAAUAGCGACACGCUGAAGAGUAUAGCCCAGAACAUUUCUGUACGGCUGAGCAGGAAGGUCGCUGGGCAACAUAGUCUAGAACCGAGUUCUUCUUCCCCAGAAGGGGUUCAUUUUGGCGGAUCGUCGCUGGAUGAUCUAGAACUCACUAUGUCUUAUAUUGAUGCAUUUUUCGAUGAUUGUUAUUCAGUCCCAGAAUUUGUUAGUCGUCAGGAAACCCAUACCUUGCUGGUAGACAUGACGUUCAAAAUCAGUUCCCUCGAUCCUUGGGCAAUCAUUUUCAUAAAUAGCGCUCUCGCAAUUGGAAGUCGAGUUAUAUCCAAGCGAGUGGGCACCACCGUAUCGUCUGAUUUGACGAAGAAGUCUCAGGACUAUUUCAGGAUAGCUCUAGCUUCCUGGAAAAAGGCGCAUGGCGGCCCAGCAUGUCUAUUCAAACUGCAGGCAGUUUCCACCAUGGCCCUUUAUGCGUCGAAAGGUUGCGACGCUGCCUUGGCGCGAUCUCUUCUCUCUGAAGCAGUCUAUCUCAUUCAUUUUCUAAUGCCAACACUUGGAGAAUAUUCCACGAGUAUGCCUAAAAGCGAGGAAAGGAAUCACUUUCAAGGAUCUUUCUGGCUGAUAUACUCCUUGGAAAAGCCAUUCAUGAUGCGAUUUGGCGGGCAUUCGAUGAUUGAUGACGAGUUAAUAAUGUUUCCUCCGCCAUUUAGAACUGGACCAAAAGAAGAUUCUCAACAAGAAUUUGACUGGAUUCUAUUGCAUUAUCGCUACGCACGUUUAUGUUCUCUCAUUGUGAAGACGCUCUAUGGUCGCUCAGCCUUGAAACUCACGCAGUCAGAUACAAUGACAAGUAUCAAUAGGCUCCAAAAAGCUCUAGAGACAUGGAGAUUAUCCAUUCCAGAGCGUUACAGACAGUUAAAUGCCAUGCAGAAACGCCCUGCAGAGGAGUACUCUACAUGCAUAAGAGCAGACUUACAGUUAAAGCACGCAGAAGCUGGUCUUGCUAUCCACCGCUGGGCAGUUGUUUGUCCGACAGCUCUUUGUUUCAAUUAUGAAAUGGCAUAUUCAGACAGUUUACAGCAUUGUACUCACUUGGUAGAGGGACUACUUAACGGAACAAGACUACUUGAUCAGGAGACCUGCAGCCUUAACUGGACGCAUCUUAGUAUUCCUCUACUGGCAGCUGUCGUCAUGUUUAUAGUAGCUGUAAAAGCCGAGUCACGGGGCGAACAUUUCGCACCUUUAGGAAUCGCCAGCGGAUGUUUUGGAUGGCUGAAAAGGCGGAUGGCCACCAGCCCUCAUCCGGAAUUCUUUGAGGAGGUCAACCAACUAAGCUUGAUGGUCAAUAGACUUCUUUACGAGCAGGAUACUCAAAUGUUGCAACCAAGUCUCUUCGAUUAUAAAGGCCAAUCAUAUAUUGGUCAAAUCAGUUCCGUAAAACAAGUCUCGCCGAUAAACUUGAACGCGGCAUCGCUUACCAAACAAUCGGCUAAUAUGGGAUCGAGAAGCCCUUCUCUGGGUGAUAUUCACUUUAUAGACAACUCUUUUCCGUGGGAUGCGCAAGGUGGAUGA